AUGAGCAACUUCAAAAACACUUCUGGGAACAAGCAACCACGCGAAGAUCUAGACGGAGGUUCGCCCAGCUCCUUAUACCCCAAGCGCCACAACGGCCGUAUUGGUUUGACCAUCGCUGCAUUUUCUUCUAUCUUUGCAAUCCUCUUCCUGGUGUCCCAUUGCGUCGCUCUGAGUCGGCAGGCCCUACCAAAGCACACGGGUCGAAGAUUGGCUGGAGAACAAGCAACGAAAAAGCAUGGGAGUGGAAGCCUCGUCCAAGAAGCAUGCGGAGCUGAAGGAUCCGAAUCAGGCAUAGCCACCGGCCGUCGUGGAAUAUCUGCCGAACCGUCAGGGGCAGAUGCGCCAGCAGGGUGGAGUGUGUAUGGGGAACCGCCUAAGAAAAAGAAGAAGGAAGUGCUAGGGGAACAACUUGAGACCUCACGCAUUCCAUCAGAUGUUGUAGACCGCUCAGUAGCGCCUACACAAACGGGAGGGCCUACUGAUGUGCCCGGGAGCUCCGGGCAUACUGCAGUGGCACAACAUUUGCCAGAAGAGGGUACCGCCGGUAGCGCUUCACCAGUUGAAGGGUCGCUGCAGUGCAGCAAGUCCUCCGUAGGCAUAACAUCUCCGGCUUCAGACGUACAGAGUUUCCCUCGAGACGCAGUUACGCAGCUAAGGGAGCAUUUGUUGGCUGCGCAAACGGCGAGUAAAAAGACGUUGUUGUUCAAGUACAUAGUCGGCCAACCGGGCACCAAGGGUGCCUAUAUGCUCUUGGGUAGCGAGAUUUCCAAUUUGCAGGGAAGGCCAGCCUUGGUUCUCGCAUCUACCCCUCUCUCAGGUAACUCAGAGUCGCAGGAGGGUCUGCGCGAAGUAGACUUCACAUCACAUCCCUUCUUCAGGCUCCCAAGUGUCUCACCGAAUGCUUUGGUGAGAGGGAUAAUCCUAAAACGGUGGAAGCUGUUUCGUCGGUGGACGUUAUCUGAAGGCAGAGCACUGCUGGGGAUUAAAGAACUGCUUAAGAAGCCUGUGCUGGGAGCGGACGAUCUACUGAGACUCAUAAAACAUCUCGAGCACCUUGUCGAGUUUGCUGUUCAUCAUCCGGUGGGGACGAUCGACGAUGGGAAACCUAACUCUAUUGUGGAGAGGUUGGGUCUUGCCCUGGUGAUGGUGGAUGCAAUAUUCGCGGCCAGCGAGUUCCAGCCUUCAGAAGAGGACCAUGGGCACAUUUCAUGGCUGAUGAUAAAGAGUGGCAGCAGUCCCAAUGAUGCCUAG
This is a messenger RNA of Eimeria mitis, 1251 nucleotides long. RefSeq lists its product as uncharacterized. NCBI's taxonomy places the organism in Eukaryota, Apicomplexa, Conoidasida, Eucoccidiorida, Eimeriidae. The record is from RefSeq and is a predicted model, not a curated record.